UGCCUCUGUGUAUUUCAGUUUGCGAUUCUUUUGCGGAAAACUGAAUUUUUUAUCCCUACCUCUAACCAUAAAAACAUUCAUGUGUAUGAAAUAUGAAUCAAAUAAACAGCUAACACAAUCUCACAAACAUUCUCGUGGUGUUCUACUGAUACUUGUGAUAACAUGUCCGAACCAAAGAAGAAAAUAAAACCCGAAAACAAAAAAUCUAAACGUAAAGUUACAAAUAACAACAACACAAAUGUGAAUCCUCCGAAAAAGUUUAAAUUUGCGAAGAGGGUUCCUGACGAUGGCAUCGCAAAAUCGAAACAACUUGCACAGAAACUGCGAACGACUAGAUCCAGUAGCUACGGCCGGCCAAAAACUCGCAGCGCCAAUAAGGAUGACGAACCCAGACUUUGUGGCAACGGGAUGCCUAUGCCUUCCUUAUCCGAGCUAGAAAAAAUGUUUGAAGACUCUGAUGGUGAUGAUGAACCAACCAAAGAUACUCCAUCGAAUGAUAUUGUCAAACCAUCAACUCCUAAAAAGAAUCCAAAACUCAAAGAGAAACUCAUGUCCCCAACCACUAUUACUGAAAUUGCAAAUAGAAUGUUACAUUUAGUAUCAAACAUUUCGGACCCCACUGAAUUGCUUGAAGAUGCACCUACACCACGAGUAAUUAAACCUAAGAAACGAAAGAAGCCUGAUGAACCCUAUAUUGUGGGUUGCAAAGACCGGCCAAGAGUACCAGAAAAACCUACAAUAAAGUUCUGCAAAGGUGAUGAUAAAUACGGACCAGAUUCAAGUGAGAGUGAAGAGGAUAUUCCAACAAAGCGGGCGAAGAGAGGCAAGAAGAUAAAUUUAUCAAAAUCAAUUUUCAAUGCUAAAAGUGAUGAAAUUGCUGCACGUCUAAAAGAGUGUGAAAAGGAUGGUGAUAGCAGUUCAGAUAGUAAUAAGACUGUUGCUUAUGAAUAUUAUACUCCUAUUAAUAAUGGUAGGCCACGGUCAUUUUCCCCACUACCAAGCACGUCCACAGACAAUGAGACGAUUGUGAAAAACGAUCAACGUUUUAAUGAGAGCUUAAUCUCUGAAAAUAAUACAGAAUCUGUAGAUGAAGUAAAAAUUUUAGAAGCACCCUGUGAGAUAAUUGAAAUAAUUGAAACAACUUCAAAUCGAGCUUCAAACUUGAAUGGAAGUAUCAUUGAAAUUAAAGAUGAUGGCUCCACACAAAUUUUAGAUGACAAGUCAGGUUCUAGUAACACAACUAACUCAGCUGACGAUCAGGUGCAAGUAACAGAUGAUAAUGUUGCUCAUAAUAAUGCUUCUAACACUGAUGAUAUUACAGCUUCUACCACAGAUGAUGAUAGUACACAAAAAGCAGAUGUAAACGUGGCUCUUGAUACAGCCCCUAACACUGAUGAUGAUAGUGUGCAAAUAGUACCUGCAAAUCCUUCUCCAAAUACAACUCCCAUCACUGAUGAUGAUAGUGUGCAAAUAGUAGAUGUAAAUCCUGCUCCUAAUACAGCUCCCAACACUGAUGAUGAUAAUGUGGAAGUGGUAGAUACAAAUUUUACUCAUAAUUCAACUGCCAACACUGAUGAUGAUAGUGUACUACUAGUCGAUGAUUACUACGGUAAUCUUGAUAUUGAGAUUGAUAUAUCCGAUGAUAAUGACAAUGAAGUGAUUGAUGUAGAUGACAUUAUAGCUCAAAAUAAUGCAAUACUUAAAAAAUACAGUAACACCAACAGUUAUGAUACUGUGACUUUGGUUGAUGUAACCAAUAUACAGAGUCCAGCGGCACAGAAUAACCAUCGUGAUGAAAAAAAUUGUAGUGUACAAAGAAAUAGAAAUGAUAGUACUACUCAAAAUAAUAAUGAUGCAAACUCUAAUAGAAAUAACUCUGAAUUGCCAUCAGUAAUUGUUCCAAAUACUGCUGUAACACAGAGACCAACAGUUGUGCGAAAUAGAAAUAAAGAGUUUGAUAACGAACUAGAGUUUAUUGGUACUUAUCCAAACCAAGCCAAUGAUGAAGUUCAUCGAAAUCCAGGACGAAAUGAGACAAUCAUCACUAUCAACCAUGACAAUGUGGGUUGUCCAUCAGGGACCACUGCACCAAAUCAUAUAAAUACUAUUGAUAACAAUAGAAGACCUCUGGCAUCACAAAAUAGAUGUCAACACCAACUUACAACUGUACUCAGGUCACCAGGGGACAGAUGUGAUUAUUGUCAUAAUCCACCAACCAGCACUGACUAUGACAAUCCUAUGUCUCAAGAACAGUUGCAAAUAAUUGGUCAAUUCUUUGAAAGGAGGCGUGAUUAUGGUGAUAAUAAUCGUGGUGGCAGACGGCCACGUAGGGGGAGAAAAGGUAAUAAUAUGCUAAAUAUGUCUCAGCAUUUUAUGACAUGGUUAGAAUCUAUGACAAAUAAUGAUAACUCAAGAAAUGGUCAGAGUAAUAUUACACAGACACAUAAUGAUUUACCAAGUCCAGGAUUAUCAAAUAAUGAUACCCCUGAUAAACCUAGUAAACGAAUUGGUGACUGCCCCAUUUGUAUGGACUCAUUAUCAAGCAAACCAAUAGCUUCAACUAUAUGUGGUCAUGUAUUUUGCAUGAAUUGUCUUAAGUUAUCUAUACGUUCAAAUGGUAGCAAAUGUCCUACUUGCAGGAAAGUUAUUAAAAAGGGUGGCUUCCAUCAAAUAUUUUUGUAAAAUAUUGAAUAAUGCUCUGUUUGUAUUGAUGUAUCAAUCUGUGAUUUAGAUUAUUGUCAUAAAAGAAAUGUAUCAAUAUUUAAAUAAUUCAGUGAUUAGAUGUUUUGCCUCUAUUCACAAAAUUAUAAGCAAUUUCAAAUUAUUUUUAUCGAUUAGAAAAUAACAAAGCUACUUCAAUUUUCAGUAUUUUUGUUGCAGUAAAUUAAUUAUAAUAUAUUUCUUUUGUGGGAUUGUAAAAUUUACAGCACAUGAGUGAGACAUAUUUUUAUAAGAUCAUUAACAAUUAAUUUUACUUGGUGUGAUAAGUGUGUGAAUUUUGUAUCUGAUAGGUACACCAAGUAAGUGGCACAGUUCCUGAGUGAGUUGGCUUUGCACAUGUCAACUUCUCAAUCAUAAGUCUCCAAAGGUCAUCCUCAGCACCUUAUGAUCUGUGCCUGUGCUGGGGGUGACUCUUUAGUCACUAAUGACUUUUUAUUACAUGUUGUAAUACAAUUUUUUAAUUUGAUCAAUUGAAAUCUAUUAUUCGUAAUUUUAAACUGUCAGUCUUAUACAUUCCAAUUUAAUAUAAUUAAAAAUAACUCUUAAUCACACUGGUAUGGAAACUAAGUGUUGCUAAAAUUCCAAUAUUAGGUAUAAGUCCCAGUGAAUGUUGAUUAUACCAAAAUAAAGGUCAAUAUACGUAUUCCAAUUCUUACAUAUUAAUAGUUUGUUAAACAAUCCAACCAAAGACAAUAUUAUGUUAAUGUGGUUUGUACUUAGUUAUAAUCUAAUAAAGGUUUUAAUUUUUAAUCAAACCUAAAAUGUAUGGUAUUUUAUGUAAACCAAUUUGAUUUUUAUGAGAAUACCUUUGAAAGGUUUUUCUCUUUCAUUGUAUUGAACUCUAUUAUUGAUUUGUAUUGAGAAUGUUUAUUAAUAAAUAAUUAUUAUUUUAAUUGAUUCAUGAUGCCAUAACUUUAAUGUAGGGUAAGUUUAGGUAACACAUCAACUGUGGUCAAAACUCAAAUUAGAUUUAUAAAUAAAAACUGCCUUUUAUGAUUG
Ostrinia nubilalis (European corn borer) is the source of this 3720-nucleotide messenger RNA. RefSeq names its product GATA zinc finger domain-containing protein 14-like. Gene Ontology annotation, molecular function: transcription factor binding. Lineage: Eukaryota; Metazoa; Arthropoda; Insecta; Lepidoptera; Crambidae. The record is from RefSeq and is a predicted model, not a curated record. The coding region runs from base 163 to 2682 and encodes 839 amino acids. The transcript has a single exon. Gene Ontology annotation, biological process: positive regulation of transcription by RNA polymerase II.